Pipistrellus kuhlii (Kuhl's pipistrelle) is the source of this 2359-nucleotide messenger RNA. RefSeq names its product phosphatidylinositol N-acetylglucosaminyltransferase subunit A-like. Lineage: Eukaryota; Metazoa; Chordata; Mammalia; Chiroptera; Vespertilionidae. The transcript has a single exon. Gene Ontology annotation, biological process: GPI anchor biosynthetic process. The record is from RefSeq and is a predicted model, not a curated record. Gene Ontology annotation, cellular component: glycosylphosphatidylinositol-N-acetylglucosaminyltransferase (GPI-GnT) complex. Bases 200 to 1654 code for a protein of 484 amino acids. Gene Ontology annotation, molecular function: phosphatidylinositol N-acetylglucosaminyltransferase activity.
GUGAUAGUUAAUUUGCAUAUUACUCUUUUAUUAGAUAGGAUAAAGCCAGAAAAGAAUAAAAAUAGUAUUAUAAAACUGGCAUAGGACUCCAGCUGCUGCCGCAGGAGGUCCGGACACUGGUGGCCAUAGGACUCGCCUGUACUAAAUUACACAUCUUAACUGGGUUGCUGUAAAGGACUAAUGCCUAAACUGUCUCAGCAUGGCCUAUCGAGGAGGAGGUGGACAUGGCCAUGGUCCCUCAGCUGCACUCCACCCUGUUAUCCCUGGAAGUCUUUGCACAUGUAGAAAUCGUACUCAUAAUAUAUGCAUGGUGUCAGACUUUUUCUACCCGAACAUGGGAGGCGUGGAGAGCCACAUCUACCAGCUCUCUCAGUGCCUGAUUGAAAGGGGACACAAGGUCAUCAUUGUCACCCACGCUUACGGAAACCGGAAAGGCAUCCGAUACCUCACUAACGGCCUCAAGGUCUAUUACCUGCCUCUGAAAGUCAUGUACAACCAGUCCACAGCCACCACCCUCUUCCACAGUCUGCCUCUGCUCAGGUGCAUAUUCGUGCGAGAGAGAGUCACCGUGGUCCACGCACACAGCUCCUUCUCCGCCAUGGCCCACGACGCCCUCUUCCACGCCAAGACCAUGGGGCUCCGCACCGUCUUCACCGACCACUCCCUUUUCGGGUUUGCCGAUGUCAGCUCGGUGCUCACAAACAAGCUUCUCACGGUAUCUCUCUGUGACACGAACCACAUAAUCUGUGUCUCUUACACUAGUAAGGAAAACACUGUGCUAAGAGCCGCACUGGAUCCUGAAAUAGUGUCCGUCAUUCCUAAUGCUGUAGAUCCUACUGACUUCACCCCAGACCCAUUUAGAAGGCAUGACAGCGUAACUAUUGUUGUUGUCAGCAGACUUGUUUACAGAAAAGGCACCGAUUUGCUUAGUGGUAUAAUACCUAAACUAUGUCAGAAAUACCAAGAUUUAAAUUUCAUAAUUGGAGGAGAGGGACCAAAGAGAAUAAUUUUGGAAGAAGUACGGGAAAGAUACCAGCUACAUGACAGAGUGCGUCUCUUGGGAGCCUUAGAACACAAGGAUGUUAGAAAUGUCUUAGUUCAAGGACAUAUUUUUCUUAAUACUUCCCUUACUGAAGCGUUCUGCAUGGCCAUUGUGGAAGCAGCCAGUUGUGGUUUACAGGUUGUAAGUACCAGGGUUGGUGGAAUUCCUGAAGUACUUCCAGAAAAUCUCAUUAUUUUAUGUGAGCCUUCUGUAAAAUCCUUGUGUGAGGGAUUGGAAAAAGCUAUUUCCCAACUGAAGUCUGGAGGAUUGCCAGAUCCAGAAAAAAUCCAUGACAUAGUAAAGACUUUCUACACCUGGAGGAAUGUUGCGGAGAGGACGGAAAAAGUGUACAGUCAUGUGGCAGGAGAAACUGUGUUACCCAUGGACAAACGCCUGGACAGACUCCUGUCUCACUGCGGCCCAGUCACAGGCUGCAUUUUUGCUCUGUUGGCCGUAUUCAACUUUCUCUUCCUCGCUUUCCUGAGAUGGAUGACUCCAGAUUCUCUCAUUGAUGUGGCAAUGGAUGCCACAGGGCCAAAGGGUGCCUGGACUAAACAAUAUCCUUAUAGCAGAAAACGGGGCAGGAAUAAUGAAAUGUCCAAAACCCGGUAGAAGAAAGCCUGGAUUGGAAGGUUUUAAAUAUUUGUAACAGUGGUAUUAAGUCUAUUGAAAAUAACCUUGCUUUUCCCCCCCUUUUUUUUUUUUAAGUUAAUUUAGUAAGUUGUGCUAUCUCUAUAUCAUACAAUGUUUUACUUUGAGGAACGAUAACUUAUGCAAUUCCUGAGUGUGGAAACUCUUUGCACUUAUUUAUAAUUUAAGAGAGAACUUAUUUAAGUCACUCAGGAAUGAUAUUUUUCAGAUUUCUGAAAUUCUUCUAGCAGAAAUGUUUUCACAUAUUUUGGGAGCUUUGGAUGCUGAGGAACCAAGUGUUUUGGGGGCAUUUCUUUCUUUUGGCCAAUUUAAAUGUCCUGCCAUUAAUUAGAUAUUUGCCUGAUGUUUACAAGUUUCCUUUAGGGAAGUACAACAACACUAUGAACUAUUUUAAAUUAUGUCCGUGCAACUUUAUUAGAUACGUAAGUCAUGUUCUUAACCUUUUAUUGGGAACACUCAGUGUUACAUAUUAUUAGCAGGUUUCUUGAAUAAGAAGGUCUGUCAGCUACUAGCCUGCUUUAAGCGCCUACUAUGUGUAGAAUAUUGAACUAGACACUUUUUGCCCUGAACGACCAGGGUACUUUCACUGUUUACCACUCAAAUGGUUCACUUCAUUGUAGUCACUUGACUACAUGAAAUGUAGUCACUUAACAUCCAACAUGCCAA